This is a messenger RNA of Puccinia triticina, 1032 nucleotides long. RefSeq lists its product as uncharacterized. Lineage: Eukaryota; Fungi; Basidiomycota; Pucciniomycetes; Pucciniales; Pucciniaceae. The record is from RefSeq and is a predicted model, not a curated record. The coding region runs from base 1 to 1032 and encodes 343 amino acids. The transcript is spliced from 5 exons.
AUGACGACGAUGGCCACUUGCCCUCGAACGCGCCCCACUCACAUCUGCGAAUGGCUGGCUCUAGGCCUCCAAGACUCUCAAACGCCCGGCUAUCUCUUCCUAAACGAGGUCCCUCCGCUGCGGAUAAAGAAAACUACCCUCGCAAACCAUCCUCCGCCGUUGCACUCCCCCAAGCAAAAGGGGAAAGCUCCCACUCACUCCAGAGCCACCUCUCAUCAUCGUCGGGCGGAUGAUCAGCAACAACACUCUGAUCGAGCUCAACGUGCCAUAGAAUCAAACCCAGCAGAGUUCGGAAUCGGCUCAGCCGAACAGGACUUGAAGGCCCCCAUAGACAUCUUCAAGUCGCCCCAGCAUGCCUGGUACUUUGUCCGUCGACUAGUCGGAUUGGAACUUCGAUGGGAAGCAGCCAGAGCAUGGAAACUGACCAACUUGAACUCGAACAGCGUCGACACUCCUCCUUGCAAAGAGUCAUCGAACCACCACUCCCGGGUGCGAUCGAAUGAUGAUCAAAGCUCCUACAGCUGGGAUUCAUCAUCUGGCGAAACAACCGUAGCCGCGGAAAACCUCCCGAUCUUGACCUAUCUCAUUCAGAACUUUCUCCUUGCCUUACCUAUCAUUUGGGACACCGUUUCAGUCAUACCCAACGUCCCGCAUAGCUCCCACCUCAAUCCACAAGCCCCAGCAAAUCAUACCUCGGUGGCAGUCUACUGGACCGCCGGCGUACUAUCCAUCUUGAGAAGAUUGCACCAAAGCAAUCUCAGUGCGGUCAUUGAUUUGGGAAGCCCAGGAUUCCUCCACAUCCUCUUCGACUCUCACAUAGCUCGCUUGAUUGAACGAUCUGUUGCAACAAGUCUCAAGCUUUGCACCCAAACUCCCUGCCGGUGGCCACGGGCAGCUCUCCCCCUCGGCCCUCACCACCACGCCCGCUGCUCCGCUCCCCUCAACCAAUGGCCCAUGGUGCCGGCUGCCCAAUCCUCCCCCCUCAGGACCAAAGGACCCAAGGACAGCUCUGACAGAAGGUGCCCCCACUGA